AUGAAGUCCUUCACGCUCUCCCUUCUUGCUCUCGCUGCUGCCAGUGCUGUUAGUGGGCGGGCCAUGCAGGCUCGUCAGGAACUCUCCAGUGCGAGUGUCAGUGCCGUCCCGAGCUCGCCUCCGUCCGUCUCCGGCUCGGCGCCGGUCGUAACUGCGACCUCCACACCGGGCGGAUUCGCGAUGGUGGCGGCAUACACCACCUGUCUGGAGUUCACCUUCACGCAGGCGCCGAUUCCUCUCACCCCGACACUAAUUGGAGUCGAUAGUGCAGCCGCAACCCCAACACAAAGUGACCUUCUCCCAAGCGUCAGUGUAAGCAUUCCCGCUUCUGGGUCGGCCCCAGCUUCGUCGGCCAGCUCGAGCCCUGCUCUCGCAGUGUUCUCGACAUGUUUGUUCUUCCUUCCCACUGCUACCGUAACGUCUACUACGUCAAUCCCAACCGCAUCGGCCAGUGCAUCCGCAAGCGCGAGCAAUGCUUUCAGCUCAUUGGCUCUUUGA
This is a messenger RNA of Mycena indigotica, 498 nucleotides long. RefSeq lists its product as uncharacterized. The record is from RefSeq and is a predicted model, not a curated record. The transcript is spliced from 4 exons. NCBI's taxonomy places the organism in Eukaryota, Fungi, Basidiomycota, Agaricomycetes, Agaricales, Mycenaceae. The coding region runs from base 1 to 498 and encodes 165 amino acids.